Molecule: messenger RNA, 1060 nt
Organism: Benincasa hispida (wax gourd)
Lineage: Eukaryota; Viridiplantae; Streptophyta; Magnoliopsida; Cucurbitales; Cucurbitaceae
Biological process (GO): plant organ development
Molecular function (GO): DNA-binding transcription factor activity; DNA binding
Source: RefSeq, a predicted model, not a curated record
CAUAGCAUGACACUCCUUCAUCACUCCCUUUUUUCUUUUCCUCUAAAAUUUAUGACUUUUUAGCCCUUUCCUUUAUAUAUAUUUUUAAACUUUUAUCAUCAUCCUUCCUCCUUGUCCCUCUCCCCCUCUUUUAUCCAUUGGAUUUUUUUUUUGUCAACAAAUCUUUCUAUAUAUACACACACAAACUCCCAACCCAUCCCCUCCAAAUUCCACAAAUAAAAAAAAAAAAAAAAAUUAUGUCCCCAUCAGGUAUUACUCCUUCAAGAUGGUGUCCAACACCAGAACAAGUGAUGAUUUUGGAGGAAAUUUAUAGAAAUGGGCUUAAAACUCCCAAUGCCACUCAAAUUCAGCAUAUUACUUCUCAUCUUUCUUUCUAUGGUAAAAUCGAAGGCAAAAAUGUGUUCUAUUGGUUUCAAAAUCACAAGGCUAGAGAUCGCCAAAAGCUAAGAAGGAAGCUCUAUAAACAGCUUCAACAACAUCAUUUUUUGAUGAAACGUCACCGUUUUGAUGAGCAUACUCAGUUCUUUCACUACUUCCUUCCCCAGCAUGUGCCGCAACUACUCCCGUUUCCAUCUCCUUCUCAUCAGAAGGAGGGUGAAGAGGAGCCGGCGACGGAGGUGGAGGGUGGUAGGACGACGUGGUUUGGUGGCGAUGAGGGCACGACGGUGGCGGAAGAAGAUGGAGAGACGACAUGUCGUAAUGGGACUUUAAGGACGUUGGAGCUGUUUCCGGUGAGAGCGAGUUGGAUGAAGGAAGAAGAAGGCACGAGUGGAAACGGCGGAUGGAUGAAUUAAUGAAAAAUAAUAAAUAAAAUAAAAAUUAAAGGGAAAAAAUAGGGUAGGGCGUAGGCGUAGGGUAAGUAGUGAGUACGUAGGGUUUUAAAAUUGGGUGUCAUAAUCAAUAUUGUAAAAAUUAUGGGAGAAAAAAAAUCCGAUUUGCCGUUUCACUUUUUCCAUUUAUUCACAUUCUGCCCCCCGCCUUUUAACAAAUUUCUGUAUUUCUCUCUAUGGUGUCUUUGUCAUUUGUGUAUGGUGUGGCCUUUUCUAAGGAUUAAAAUAUA